Oncorhynchus mykiss (rainbow trout) is the source of this 1321-nucleotide messenger RNA. RefSeq names its product nuclear receptor subfamily 0, group B, member 2a (gene nr0b2a). Gene Ontology annotation, biological process: circadian rhythm; negative regulation of transcription by RNA polymerase II. Gene Ontology annotation, cellular component: nucleus; cytoplasm. NCBI's taxonomy places the organism in Eukaryota, Metazoa, Chordata, Actinopteri, Salmoniformes, Salmonidae. Gene Ontology annotation, molecular function: transcription corepressor activity; transcription factor binding. The record is from RefSeq and is a predicted model, not a curated record.
CAGUCUCACAGAUUAGGCUCACCCCGCCCAAAAUGGAUAUGCUCUAUCCAUUGGUUUUCAAUAAGAAUACCUUAUCUGCUCUUUAGGGGACGCCGUCAGUCGAGUUGUCUGCUCUUUAGGGGCUCUUUGUUUUUUCGCCGAGGGAGUAUUGACAGGUCAAGGUGCACAAGUUUAGCUCAGUGGGUUGGCCUUAUAAGUAGAAGCAUGGUGUAAGGCAUCCGCACAACCACACACCACCUCAACAAGAGCCUGUCUUGGUAGGACAAGAGCAUUUGAAUGUAUUUCAGCUUUUCAUUUUGUUUUUGAGAGUUUGUUCUGUAUCUCAUCAAAAUGGAUAACGUAUGUCAAUGUACAGAUUACAAUGUUAGGCAGUCAAAUGCUAUCCUUUACAACAUCCUCAAUCAAGAAAAUGUCAAGUCAAGCCACAACAACCUGAACUACAACUUGAUACCUCAUAGAUGCAACUGCGAGAUACGACGGACAGUGUGCUUGGAAAGUCCAGCAGACAUUUGCCAAGAGGCAUCGGGAGUGCUGGUGAAAACAAUUCACUUUAUGAAGAACUUACCUGCUUUCAACCAACUCCCACCAAACGAUCAACUAUCGCUCCUCCAAAGUUGCUGGGCGCCACUCUUUAUUUUGGGUCUGGCCCAGGAAGGCAUGAACUUUGACAUCGUCGACACCCCUGCCGAUAGCAUGCUGAAAAGAAUCCUCUUGAAUUCUCAAGAGAGCUCAGAGACGGAAAGAGAGCAGCCCACAUUGGCUGGUGUGAACAAACUCAAGGCAUGCCUCAAAAAGUUCUGGAGUCUGGAUUUAAGUCCAAAGGAGUACGCAUACCUCAAGGGCACCAUGAUAUUUAACCCAGAUGUGAAAGACCUAAAGGCAGCUCUAUUCGUGGAGGGCUUACAGCAGGAGGCUCAGCAUGCUCUGAGGGAGGUGGUCCAACCGCUCCACCCCGCGGACCGAAGCCGCUUCGCUCGUAUCCUGCUCGCGGCCUCCAUGCUCAAAACCAUCACACCCAACCUCAUCACCGAGCUCUUCUUCCGUCCUGUCAUUGGCCAAGCAAAUCUACUGGACUUCCUGGUCGAUAUGCUCUUCAGCAGGUAGCUACUGUAAGGCUGAUAUACAGAGACCUGAUAUAAUUUCCCGCUGGGACAAUAAAGUUGAAGCUUAAGCUUGAGGGGUUUGGGCUCCCACUGUGAGGGAUAUUGAGCCCCCGGGACUGAGUUGGAGGUGUCUGGUCAUGUGGUGAAGAGAUUGACAAAUAAGAGCUCGUUAUAAGGGGAAACAAAAUAAAUGUGUAUUCUUUAUUCCCAGUAAUAAA